This is a messenger RNA of Microstroma glucosiphilum, 2018 nucleotides long. RefSeq lists its product as hypothetical. Gene Ontology annotation, molecular function: DNA-binding transcription factor activity; protein dimerization activity. Lineage: Eukaryota; Fungi; Basidiomycota; Exobasidiomycetes; Microstromatales; Microstromataceae. Bases 170 to 1651 code for a protein of 493 amino acids. The record is from RefSeq and is a predicted model, not a curated record. Gene Ontology annotation, cellular component: nucleus. The transcript is spliced from 3 exons.
CAGAACGAAGAACGGCAUCCUCAACAUGACCGCUCCCGAGAGCCCACUGCAGAUCUUGACCAACCUGCUGACCAAGGAAGCGCCGAGCCUCAUCAGGAACAAACGGCGCUAUGGGGCGUCCCAGAUCAGCUAGCAAAGAUAUUGGAAGCAGCAAGGGGGGCUACAAACAAUGUCAAGAGCCAUGCCAGCACUAACGCCCAACGUAACUACGGAGGAGGAGCAGAGAAGCAUGUACGAACAAGCUAGACAAGUCUUUGCACGGAUGCCUCACCUGCCCAAUCACGAUGCUGCAGCUCAUGCUUUAGACCGAUAUUCAAGCCGCUCGACGGAGAAUGGCGCCGGCGUCGACAGUGCAUCGGGAGAGGCGCAGGGCGAAGGUGCGGAUCCUACGCACACCACUAGUAUGAUCCUUGCCGAACACCAAGGCGGUCAGAGUAGCCAAUCCAUGCGGCAUCCCUCUUCUAAUGAUCGUCAACAGCAGUACUUACCUCAUCACCACAAGGUAGCUACUGCAGCUGCGAUCACAGCCAUGGAUGAUCUGUCAGCUCAUGGGCACGAUGGUGACGUUGCGGCACUCUCAGAGCGCACCCGAGGGUACGGAUCUCCUGAGCGCCGGUCUAUCCGAAGCCACACGGAUGAGCUUGGAGACGAGGACAACGCGCAUGCCUCCGGAUCGUCGGGAAGAGCCAGGUCAAGAAAGGGAAAGGCCGCAGCGGUCGGUGGCCCAGAAACGCCGGAGACGGAGCGGCAGAGGAAGGAUCUGCACAAGGAGGUUGAGCGUAAGCGUCGUGCUGGCAUCAAUUCAGCGAUCGGCGAGUUGCAGUCUCUUGUCCCCGAUUGUAAUGACAAGGGAGUCAACAAAGGUGACAUCAUCCUCCGUGCUGCCGCUUACAUCCGUGAGCUCAAGAACAGCGAAGCCUCCAACAUCGAGAAGUGGACCUUGGAGAAGCUCCUCAUGGAUCAAGCACUACACGAUGGUCAGGUUCAGCUCGAGGCUACCAGGGCAGAAGUGGAGAGACUCAGGGAAGCUCUGGGAAAAGAGGCAGAAAGCAUUCCCGGAACAGAGGAAAUUGUUCGUGACUGGGGAUCGCAUAAUCAUCACUCAAGUACUGCGGAGCAGCAUCAGUCACAACGGGACGCAGGACAGAGUCCUGAGGUAGAGCACGAGGAGCAACAAGCGCCCCCUGUCACCCUUAAAGCCCAUGGUGAUGGCGGCAACGCGUCCUCCUCCACAUCGGACACCAUCACUACUGCAGCGAUUGCACCUCGAGAGGGGAACUCUUCUGCAGAAGACGAGGCCGUGAGGACAGCUAUGAUCGACAACGUUGACGCCGUCCGCUUGGCAGCAGCUGUUGCUACUGUUGGGCCAAUGGGUGGUGGUACUGGAAUCGCCCAGACCCACUUACCCUCCGCAACUGACGAAGAGCCCUUGCGCACGCAGGUUUCUCCGCUGAUAGGAGAACGAGAGCGUGUUUCUUCUGGUAGCGAAGAGGGAAACAUUUUUGAAGAGAGCGAGUCGAAUGCGCUGGAGCAUACCCUUGGGCAGUUGACCGGCAAAAGAGAUCAUGAUGACGAGAGUGUGGGACAGAACGCGAAGGUGCAAAAAUUGACACAUCUGCGAGACGGGGAGGAGACCAAGCCAGGUGCCUGACGUCGUUGUCACUGAAAGCCUAUCCGACACGACCGUCCCGACUCGUUGUAUAAUAGAAGCAAACGAUUCAGCCAUGUCCGUCUCUUCUGGCGACCAGCCUUGUCAAUGGAAUCCAUUUCGUCCGGGUGGAGGUGUGACAGUCAGCGCAAUCGAUUCUUUCGGAAAAAGAAUGUAUGAAGAUAGCUCGGCAAAAGGGUGAUGAUGUACAUGAAUUGUCGAUGAAUUGUAGAGCAGAGCGAGGAAGGUCAAGGCGGCAACCGGAUCGACCGUCUGGAGAGUUGGUGUCGUCUGUCGUCAAUGCCUGAUGCUGAACAGUAGCCCGAGGUGACCUCUCUACUCCUCUUCUUCGUCGUCACCACCGUCACCG